UCCCUCUUCUCUGUACUCCUCUAUCUUCUUUGUACUCAUCUGUUCUUCAUCCUCUCUCCUCUCUUCGUUUUCUUUUCUCACUUUUCUUCGUUCAUCUCCGAUCUUCGAUCUCUCGUUCUUCUCUCCUUCUCUCUCAUCUCUCAUCGUCGUCGCCGUCAAUGAUUCGAACCACGCAAGCAUCAGCCACCGUCAUUAGAACCAAGUGAAGUACGACGUUUUAUUUGAGAGGAAUGCUAAGCAAGGGAGCUUUUACCUUCAAUCAAAGGUCCAUCGAGCAAAGGAACAGUUGAAGAGUGUAUAUCAAAACAAAGACUCUCUGAUGCCCAGCUUGUGGUUGGAGGUGCUGCCCUACCUAUGGUUGAUCUUGAGGCUCGAAGUGGAGACUUUGCAGACUUAGAUGGAGGAUGGAGGAUGGAGGCCCUAUUGAGGACUCAGAAGAUGAGUUGGAAGUUGUUCUUUCCCCAACUGUAGCUGAUGGUUUCUUCGUGUUGUAGGUGUGUUCAGGCCAUGGUCAAGUUUCAAAUUCAAUGCAAGUUCGGAGUUUCGGUCACAUGCACAUCACUAAACAAGCUGCUACCCCCAACCUUAACCAUCACCACUCCAUCUUCUAAAACUCCACCACUCAUCAUCUCCUUUCGAAUUCUUGCUGCCUCGCUCAACACAAACCCAUCAACACCUCCAUUUCUACAACGGCAACCCGCAGACAGCAACAACAAUAAUCAACCUUCGCAACCACCUCUUAAUUCCCACACAAACACCGAGCCAACACCCACACCUCCAGCAUCCCUAGCAGCUCCAGCUGCCACCAACCUCCCACACCAACAAGCAACGCAACCCACAACACAACCACCUCAUAAUUCCACCACUACCCUGCUCACAAAGUCAACUACAACACCUCCUCCGAGUUCUACCUUUUUCUCCACCAUCUCAACCACCUUCCCGCCACCAACAAUCAUCAAUUGGCCGGCCCUUCUCCCAAUUCACCGCAUCUCCAAUCAAGCCUGCACCAGGUCGCCUCUAACACCACCUAUAAAAACAUCAAAUCGCAGCCCAUCAACUGCCACCUCUCACCUCACGCAACAACAAUUGCAUCAAUAAUAACGACGACAACAGCAGCAAAGAAACAUUACAACGUAUCAAUUACAGCUCGCAGUAGCCACACGUACAGAGCAAAACUAAUUCAGUGAAGUUCGACAAAACCAAGGGUAGGUUCGGAUGAAGUAUAUUCUAAUGUCUAUUUUCAUAUUGCAGAAAGAGGUGGUUAUGGUGAUGAAAGAUACAAGCUUCUUGAAUUCCAGGGGAAGGUCAGAGAAAAUAUCAGGCUCUUCAUGAUGCCUCAUGAAAGGUAGUUUUUCUAUUCAUGAUUCCUAAACAACAUUUAGCCUAUGUUGUUUAUGCCAUAUUGGUAAGUUAAAUAGGUUUGAUAGAGUGGUGACUUUUUCUUGCAUUGUGCCAAGUGCAAUAUUAUGUAGUACAGGUCAUUGUCAUUUUCUUAAACAUUUUUUAGUUUCUUUUAAAUGUUGUUUCCUCUCCUUUCAUAAUGUAAUUGUUAACAUGUGCAACAGCUCUUCUUGGAUGAGGUUUUUUUUUUUUUUUUAAAAAAAAAAAAAAUUUAUUUUAUAUAUAUAUAUGUGGGAUCAUUUGAGACCACAUCCCUUAUUUGAGAACCUGGUUAUGUGAGGACAUAUUACAACCAUUGGAUCAAUAGCAUCCAAUGAUCACCAUUUAUCCCGCUCAAAUAUAAUUUCAAAAACAAAAUCAGCGUUUUCUCUCUCCCCCUUCAUUUUGCAAGUUAUUUUCUCUCUCCUCCAUCAAAACCAUUGUUGAAAUUCCCUCAAAUGCAGCUAUUCUCUCUCAUCUCCCUCUAGAUUUCCAGCAAAACCUACUUGUUUCCCCUUCUUUCUCUUAAAACCCUAAAAUCAAUCGGCGAUCGACGCAUCAAAGAUCAGGUAAUCUGUCUAGUGGUUCCUGCUCAUGUAUUUGGUCUUGUGUAUGGUGAAGGUCGUGCUAAUCUGUCUCGUCUGAAACAAGUAAUCAAUUCCUGAUCAUUGACCUUGAUGUUUUUGCUGAUCAAUUUCUACUAAAGGUUUCUUGAUUCUGAGUAAAUUUCUUGAAAUUCCCAGCAUUUUGCUAAUUUUUGAUUCUAGUAUGAAUUGUUGCUUGAGUUGAAAGAUGUUUGUAGAAUUCAAUUGAGAUUGGAAUGGAAAAUUAGGAGUGAAAAUGAAUUCGCAGUCGCAGAGGCGGUUGGUGACUUCUCGUGACUUGGUUGAAGAAGCUAAGAAGCGAAUUGUCAUUCUUUCGAUAUGUGUUGUCGGUCUUUCUUACCUCAUGUCCUGAGAAUUUGCAACAGCGAGGGCAACAUCUGCUGCUGGCACAAUUAUGGUUUUGACUUACAUUUCUUUCCCUUCCUAUUUUUCCUCUCUUUCUAACCUUAAGUAUAAAAUUCAUUCUUUGAUUUGCAUGUGUGAUUAUUUGAUCCAGGCAUUGACUACAAUGGCCACAUCUAGCGUUGAAGAAGUUGCCCCAACUGGACCUGGAAUACGAUUUUUCCAUCUUUAUAUGAGUAAAUGAACAAAAGAAAUGCCUGGUUUCAAGGUAAUAGAGAAGAGGAAUGUGGACUUGAUAGCUAGAGGUAUUGAAAGAGACAAGGAAAACCUAUAGCUAUUCCGGUGGUUGGCUUGAUCAUAUCGUUUUGUCCUUUUCUUAAUUGUACUUGAAUCUAUGGACCAAAUCUCCGCAUCUAAGAAGGCGGGUGCUUUGCUGCGAGCCUCCAUCAUGCAACAGAAGCGGACCUCUUCUAAUUCUCCUGCCAAGGAGACGCCCAUAGCGGGCACUUCUAAACCUUCCUCCUCCCAACAACCGGACUCGAAGGUUCGGAAGACGAUUGGUGGGAGUACGCCUGGAUCUGCCAGGAAACAGUCGGCUGACAAGCAGCCAGUCACCCCACAAAGUGUGGGGAACCCACCACUAGUUCUCAGUCGGCCGCCGAGAGGUAUAGACUGGUCUGCUGAGAGUACACCACUAGUUAUCACUUUCUUUACGUUUCUGAUUUUUCUCUUUGUUUUUUAUGCAGGCGGCCCUCAAGAACCGGACUUGGUCCAAAUGGCCAAGUCUAUGAUUAAGGUCGUCCCUCAAGAAGAGAGGGAUGCGGUCAAGGGAGUCGGCACCCUUGACCUAGGCGGCAUCAUGGGUCUCCUUUCUGAGACCAAGCUGAGAGUACACGGUCUCUUAAGGCCAAUUAGCGCCUACAAUAAAGAGGCGCAGGCCACUUCCACUAUUCAUACUGAGUUGGAGGCGGCCAAAAAGAAGAAUAAUGAGCUGGAGGCGACGGUUAAGAGUCUCCGAGAUGAGCUGGGGAUGCUUAGGCAAAAGAUGACCCAAUUCGAGACCAUGGAGAAAUCCUUGGCUGCUUUAAAAGAGUGCCUGCAACAGCAGGAGAAAAGCCUCACUGAUGAGCUCUCGGCCAAGGCUGAAAAAGAAAAAAUGGAGCUAGUCCAAGCCAUGAUGGACGACUCGGCUCAAAUCAUGAAGAUGACUUGGACGAAUCUCUUCCCAAAAUCCAACUAUGCCGCAUGGGAGAAAAAAUUCAAUGCUUGUCCUGAAAAGUACAACCAACAAAUCAUGAGGCAUGCGGCCGAGUCUAGCUCAGAAGAGGAAGAGGAGGACGUGGCCCUGCGGCCGAUUGAGGUGGAUGCAUCUAAAGAGGCUGCCCCUGAUGCCGAGACAAGUUAUAAGGAUGCCUCCCAGAACCAGGCGUCCCUUACUGAUCAGGCGACAGUCAAUACUGAAACCCUGCCUCAAUCUUAAAGCUUUUAUUUCUUUAACUUUUCUUCAGCCUGUGCGCCGUUUACUCUUAUAUCAUUUUACCCGGCCAGGGGGCCAGGGUAUUGAAUAUUUUGCCGGUCUUUAUGGCCGGCUGUUUAUAUGAAUUCGGCGACCAUCUUUUGGUCGUCUUUGCUCAUUGAAUUUUGUUUUAUGCUUUAUUUUUGCUAAGUGUCAAGGGUCCUUAAUAUCCGUUUUCAUGCCAUACCAACUGUUUCGGCUAGCCAUUUUGUUUAAAAUUUGUAAGCCAAAAGUUGCGAACAGGUACAAAGUAACGACUGCCUAUGCCCUGGACGACUGGUUUUCUUGGUUCCAAGUUAGGCGAUCAGUCGGCCAUUUAUCCAGUCGGACCCCCAACAUAUUUUAGGCGAUACUUUAGGUUUGUUUAACUUUUUCAAGUUAGAAAGGAACAGGCCGCUUAUAACUAGCCCGCCUGUUUGUUAAGAUAGGAGUAGUUCUUUGGUCCUUGCUUACAAAAAAGCAGUCGACCCACGAACCAGAUUUUCAAACGUGUUUGGUUUGAAAAGAAAUCAUCUUAGUAGGGUUAGGGUACGAGAGCUCUGGUUCGCCUUAAGGCAGGCAGACUCGUCAUACCUUUUGAAUCCUGACUAAGUAUGAAAGAGUGACUUAUGGGCAAUCUUUGAGGUUACCCAUUCGUCAUCUUUUAUGCUUGAGUAGUAGAGGCACCAGGCGGAGGAGGCCGGCUAGUUCUCUUGAUUCACCAAUGUUUGUUGGCUAUUUACUCAAGAGGUACCGGCUGUACUUAUCCCAAGUAAUACAUACGGUUAUCCGACUCGGAUGUUAACUGCUAACGCUUGUUUGGUUUAGUGUUGGAGUAUUCCUUGUCUCAAAAACGGCUACGCGGUUGUCCUUGGGGACAGUCGUCUAGGUGCCGUGUAAUUAGUCUAUAGAACAA
This is a messenger RNA of Chenopodium quinoa (quinoa), 4738 nucleotides long. RefSeq lists its product as uncharacterized. NCBI's taxonomy places the organism in Eukaryota, Viridiplantae, Streptophyta, Magnoliopsida, Caryophyllales, Amaranthaceae. The coding region runs from base 2722 to 3807 and encodes 361 amino acids. The transcript has 10 exons. The record is from RefSeq and is a predicted model, not a curated record.